AUGUUGUCUCUCCGCCUCCACCGUCUUUGCGCUCGCUCGCGCCUUCAAUCACUCGCACGAACCUACUCGUCCCAGUCUUUGCUACCUCCACUCCCCCCUCAAGAAGAAUGGCGCAAGACCUUCACUUACCAGACCGUCGCACGACGUGAUCGUGUCUUCGUCCGCACCCCACAAGCUGCCCGUUCAAUAGCCCAGUCAUUAUUUACACGCACCCCUGCCGCCACGGAUAAAGGCAAGGUCGUCAUAGAGGCCUUCCCAGGGCCCGGCGCGCUUUCCCGUGCUCUCUUGGAGCUACCCAGCUCUACCGUGCGCAAACUCAUCAUCCUCGAAGAUGAUCCCACAUACCUCAAGUAUCUCGAGCCUCUUGCAGAUGCGGACCCUCGUGUAACCGUCGUCCCCAUGUCCGGACACAAGUGGGACACAUAUUCGCAUCUGGACGAGCACGGUCUGCUGGAUGACGUUGAAGCCUGUCCAUGGGAUGCCACAAUCCCCGACUUGCACUUCGUCUCCCACCUCGCGCACAACGUCUACGGCGAACAGCUCGUCGCCCAGCUCUUCCGCUCGAUCCCAGAGCGCGCUUGGCUGUUCAAGUACGGCCGCGUCCCGAUGAGCAUCAUCAUGAGCGAGUGGGUCUGGUCGCGUCUGACCGCGGGGCCGGGCACGAGCAGGCGCUGCAAGCUCUCCGUCAUCGCCGAGGCGACGGCGGACAUCCAGGACGCGUUCGAUCCUGCGCUCGUGUCGCCCUACGAGGCGCACUUCUACCCUCCACCCGCGGUCUACAAGAAGGGCCUGAGCAGGAAGCCUGGGCAGCCCAUGUACGGCAUCACGGCCGUCCCAUACGUCGACCAGGUGAUCCAAAAGGGUAUGACCGACCAGUGGGACUACGUCCUCCGGCGGCUGUUCGUGCUCAAGAGCACGGUGCUCAAGGACGCUAUCAGUUCGCUUGCUCCCGGAGCGGUGACGCUACUCAAGGUGCUGGGGGACGCGAGCCUGCCUCGUGACCAGCGGGUGAACGUCUCGAAGCGCAUACGGGAGUUGAACGUCGCGGACUGGGCGCUGAUACAUCGUGCGUUCGAUGCGUGGCCGUUCAAGCCACAGGAUUUGUUGAUUGGGGAUGCCUUCAUGCCCGAGGAGUAG
This is a messenger RNA of Dichomitus squalens LYAD-421 SS1, 1137 nucleotides long. RefSeq names its product S-adenosyl-L-methionine-dependent methyltransferase. Gene Ontology annotation, cellular component: mitochondrial matrix; mitochondrial DNA-directed RNA polymerase complex. Gene Ontology annotation, molecular function: rRNA (adenine-N6,N6-)-dimethyltransferase activity; mitochondrial transcription factor activity. Gene Ontology annotation, biological process: rRNA modification; transcription initiation at mitochondrial promoter. The record is from RefSeq and is a predicted model, not a curated record. Lineage: Eukaryota; Fungi; Basidiomycota; Agaricomycetes; Polyporales; Polyporaceae. Bases 1 to 1137 code for a protein of 378 amino acids. The transcript has 8 exons.